This is a messenger RNA of Triticum turgidum subsp. durum (durum wheat), 1140 nucleotides long. NCBI's taxonomy places the organism in Eukaryota, Viridiplantae, Streptophyta, Magnoliopsida, Poales, Poaceae. The record is from the annotation of a GenBank genome assembly.
AUGAUGGUGAGGGCAAGAGAGAUGGUGCAAGGUCCCCGUUGCGUCGCGCUGUUGCUGCUCGUCUGCAUGGCUGCUCUCGUAGCUUCGGACACCACCGAUGGCCUCCUGCCGAACGGCAACUUCGAGGAGGCGCCGGACCGGUCGCAGAUGGACGGGACGAGGGUGACGGGCCGCUACGCGAUACCGCGGUGGGAGGCCUGCGGGUGCGUGGAGUACAUCUGCUCGGGCCAGAAGCAGGGGGACAUGGUGCUGCCGGUCCCCGAGGGCGCCCACGCCGUGCGGCUCGGCAACGACGCCUCCGUCCAGCAGCAGCUCAGCGUGACGCCGGGGACGCACUACGCGAUCACCUUCAGCGCGGCGCGCACCUGCGCCCAGGCCGAGAAGCUGAACGUGACGGUCGGGGCGCAGUCCGGCGAGCUCCCCAUCCAGACGGUGUACACCAGCAGCGGCUGGGACUCCUACUCCUGGGCGUUCGAGGCCAAGGAGAGCGUCGUAACGCUCACCGUCCACAACCCCGGAUAUGAUGAAGACGCCGCCUGCGGCCCCGUCGUCGACUCCUUCGCCAUCAGGACCCUCCUGCCACCACAAAGCAACGAAUAUAACAUGCUGAAGAACGGGGACUUCGAGGAGGGCCCGUACAUCUGCCCCAGCACGUCGUGCGGGGUGAUGGUGCCGCCCAUGGACGAGGACAGCUACUCCCCGCUGUUCCCGUGGGUGAUCCUGUCGUCGACCAAGUCCGUCCGGUACGUGGACGCGGCGCACUACGCGGUGCCGCAGGGCGCCCGGGCCGUGCAGCUGGUGUUCGGCGCGGAGAGCGCGCUGGUGCAGGAGGUGUGCACCGUGCCGGGGGUGUCUUACAGGAUGGAGUUCUCGAUCGGGGACGCGGCCGACGGGUGCACGGGCUCCCUCGCCGUGGAGGCGUACGCGGCGGGCGGGAGGGUGACGGUCCCGUACGAGUCCCAGGGCACGGGCGGGUUCACGCGCGGCGUGCUCGAGUUCACGGCGACGGAGGACCGGACGCGGGUGGUGUUCGUCAGCGCGAGCUACAACAUGAAGUCCGACGGCACGGUCUGCGGGCCCGUCGUCGACGACGCCUCGCUCGUCUGCGCGCAGAGCCACGCUCGCCGGCUGCUUCUGUGA